CUGUAAAAAUCUCGAUUUUAAAGGCCUGCGAAAUACCCUCGUGUGCGGGUUCUCUAGCAAGCUAAAAGGUUUUCUUUUUGGGCUUGACUCAAUCUCUCAUCAGGCAUGGCGGUUCUUGCUCUUCCAUUGGUGACUGCGAUUUUUAGACCUCGUAAUCGCCGUUUCUCUUUUUUCAUCGCCGCCGUGCCGUCCGCUCAUCUCCUCCCAGGCCGGCGUUUUUUCUCCAGGAAUCACUCUAUCUCGGCUCUGAACACCCAUUCAGCGUCCCACAAGAAGUCAGCUGGCCCCGAUUCUGAGAAUCAGAAGAAGUCACGCGCCCCCACUUUUCAACAAGCCAUUCAGCGCCUCCAGGAGAAGGAAUGGAUGGAUAAGAUCCAAAUUGAGGAUAUUCAUGGGAGGGUGGGUGUGGCCUUGAUGGAGGAUAAGCUGCAGGAAGCUAGAUUGACCUGGUUUGAACACGUACUGAGGAGAAGUAUGGAUGACCCUGUUAGGGGUAAACCGGGGGUCUUAUCAAGUUGAUAAUUUAGUGGCGGAUGUGCGGAGGAAAAUGGAAGGGAAAUAGUGGGCGAAAGUAUGGAGGGUGUUUUAGGAGUUCUUUUUUGGUAUUUUAUGGAAGAAAAAGAAUAGGAUUAAGAAGGAGAAAUGGAGGGAUAUGAAAUGGAAGAAAUAUCACGGAUGGAUAAAACCAAGUUGGUGUUAGGAGAUAUUACACACUCUUAUCCUAACUUGGGGUUUGAAUCUAGAAUUCAAUUAAGAUAUUACACACUUAAUCAAAUAUCUAGAACCUA
Cuscuta campestris is the source of this 788-nucleotide messenger RNA. NCBI's taxonomy places the organism in Eukaryota, Viridiplantae, Streptophyta, Magnoliopsida, Solanales, Convolvulaceae. The record is from the annotation of a GenBank genome assembly.